Molecule: messenger RNA, 693 nt
Organism: Salvia hispanica
Lineage: Eukaryota; Viridiplantae; Streptophyta; Magnoliopsida; Lamiales; Lamiaceae
Source: RefSeq, a predicted model, not a curated record
UCAACUUCUAUUGCAAAAAAAUCCAAACAUGGGAAACUGCUUAGUUGCUGAGCAGAAAUCUGUGAUCAGUGUGAUGAAAACAGAUGGAAAGAUCAUUGAAUACAAAUCUCCAAUCAAAGUCCACCAGAUUCUGUGUGAAUAUUCUCACCAUGCAAUCACAGAUAAACUCCCUGUAGUGAAACACUUGCAUCCCAACACCGAGCUGCUUCGAGGCCGCUUGUACUAUCUUCUUCCCUUGCCCGUGCCUGCGAAGAAGAAGAAGAGGGUGCGUUUCUCUGAUGAUGUGGUGGAGGAAGAGAGAAGACGAGGCACAGGGGCCGUGAGGAUCAAGGUUGUGAUCAGCAAGAAAGAGCUGCAGGCAAUGCUUGCGAAAGAAGGAGUUUCGGUUGAAGAGAUGAUCACUGAGGUGCGGAAAGAGCCACUCAAGAUCGAUAGCAAAAGCAUCGGCCUCAAAGGGCUGGAGAGUAUCCCUGAACUGGACUAGUUCUUGGAAAUCUAUCUCCAUUUUAAUUACCAGCAGCUUCAGUUGUAGGACAAAAACAAGAAAAAUAGAAUUAUAAGUAUAGAUACGGAUCAUGUAGCAGGGAGGACAGUUUUCAACUUUUUGGUUUGAUCAGAAAUGUAAAAUAUACUACUACUAGUUUGAUACAUGAAUUAGUAUACAAUCCAAAUCCAUUGGGUUUUUCAAGAUAA